UUAUAGGGGUCGUUAAUCAAUUAGCCUCUUAUAUAAAUUCCAAAACCUCAGUGACCCAUCCCCAAAAAGUCGAACCGAGUAAAGGAGCUGCUGCUAGGGUUUCUCUCCGUCUACUCGGCACCGCUCAAGCUUGUAUCGAAGAAUGUCUCGUGUGUACGUGGGAAACUUGAGUCCUCGAGUUUCCGAGGCAGAUCUCGAAGACGAGUUUCGUGUUUUUGGAAAUAUUAGAAGCGUGUGGGUUGCUCGGAGACCACCGGGUUACGCUUUUGUUGACUUUGAUGAUAUUAGAGACGCUGAGGACGCAAUCCGUGGAUUAGAUGGUAAGAAUAACUGGAGAGUUGAGCUUUCACACAACUCUAGAGGUGGUGGUGGUGGUCGUGGUGGAGGUGGUCGUGGCCGCUCUGGCGGUUCUGAUUUGAAGUGCUAUGAGUGUGGUGAGCCUGGGCAUUUUGCUCGUGAAUGCCGUCUACGUGGUGGUGGUGGUGGUGGUGGUGGAAGGCGUCGUAGCCGCACCCCUCCUCGCUAUCGCAGAAGUCCUAGUUAUGGUCGCAGGAGCUACAGUCCACGAGGGAGAUCCCCAAGACGUCGCAGUUUGACACCACGUGGGAACAGCCGCAGCAGGUCCCCACCGUACCGUGGGCGGGAGGAGUUGCCUUAUGCCAAUGGCAAUGGUCUGAAGGAUCGCCGCCGAAGCAGGAGUUAAGGAGUCCAUACAUGGCUACCUGGCGUUGUUUUAGAAGAUAUACUGGGAUUAAGUGUUGUUUAGUUUGCUUGGACAUCAGCACAACUAUGUUUAAAUUGGGGGACGCCCUCAGCCUCUACUGUCUCUCUGAUUUGGUUAAGUUCCUUCCUUUCUUAA
Molecule: messenger RNA, 859 nt
Organism: Pyrus x bretschneideri (Chinese white pear)
Lineage: Eukaryota; Viridiplantae; Streptophyta; Magnoliopsida; Rosales; Rosaceae
Product: serine/arginine-rich splicing factor RSZ22
Exons: 6
Coding region: 143-703 (186 amino acids)
Biological process (GO): mRNA splicing, via spliceosome
Cellular component (GO): nuclear speck
Molecular function (GO): zinc ion binding; RNA binding
Source: RefSeq, a predicted model, not a curated record